CCUGGCUGUCGCUCCCUUCCAGCCCCUGCCCUUUUAUUAGUGUCGGCUGUCCGCUGUGUGGUAGACGCUCCGCGAGAGGAAUACAACACUGACAAUGGGCCGCUUUAUGCCAAGCCCGCUGUCUCCCGCACGGGAUUCAUGUUAAACGGUCGGGUCGAUCCGUCGGUGUACCUGAGUUGGUCGUGAAUGUCUCUCACCAUGGCUAAGCGCGAGAGUGGCAGUACCAGCCCGGUGGUGCGGCAGAUAGACAAGCAGUUCCUGGUCUGCAGCAUCUGCCUGGACCACUACCACAACCCCAAGGUGCUGCCCUGCCUGCACACCUUCUGCGAGAAAUGCUUACAGAACUACAUCCCGCCUCAGUCCCUGACGCUGUCCUGCCCGGUGUGCCGGCAGACGUCCAUCCUCCCGGAGAAGGGCGUGUCGGCCCUGCAGAACAACUUCUUCAUCACCAACCUGAUGGACGUCCUGCAGCGAGACCCCGAGUGCGGCAGCCGCCACCAGGCCUCCAGCGGCCCGGAGUCCGUCAGCGCCGUGGCCGCCGCGCAGCCCCUGUCCUGCCCCAACCACGAGGGCAAGGUCAUGGAGUACUACUGCGAGUCGUGUGAGACGGCCAUGUGUCUCGAGUGCACAGAGGGCGAGCACCGGGAGCACAUGACCGUGCCUCUCCGAGACGUGCUGGAGCAGCACAAGACAGCCCUGAACGACCAGCUGGACACCGUCCGCAACAGGAUACCCCAGCUGACGGCCGCCAUCGACCUGGUGAACGAGAUCUCCAAGCAGCUGACGGACCGCAAGAACGACGCGGUGGCCGAGAUCAGCAACACGUUCGAGGAGCUGGAGAAAGCCAUGCACCUGAGGAAGAACGCCCUGAUCGCUGAGGUGGAGAACAUCUGCAGCACCAAGCAGAAGGUGCUGCAGGCCCAGCUGGCGUCGCUCCUGCGCGGCAAGGAGAACAUCCAGGCCAGCUGCAGCUUCACGGAGCAGGCCCUGAGCCACGGCUCGGCCACCGAGGUGCUGCUCGUGCAGAAGCAGAUGAGCGAGCGGGUGAGCGCCCUGGCCCGCCACACGUUCCCCGAGCAGCCGCACGAGAACGGCCACCUGGAGUGCCAGGUGGAGACGGAGGGUCUGCGGCGCUCCAUCCAGAACCUGGGCGUGCUCAUCACCACGGGCGCCGUGGGCCACACCAGCGUGGCCACGGGCGGCGGGCUGCGGCACGCCCUGGUGGGCCAGCCCACCACGGUGACGGUCACCACCAAGGACAAGGAGAGCGAGCUGGUGCGCAGCGGCAACGCGGCGCUGCGCGCCCAGAUCACCUCGGCGGACGGCACCGGCUGCCCCGACGUGGAGGUGGUGGACAAUAAGAACGGCACGUACGAGGUGGGCUACACGGUGCGCACGGAGGGCGAGUACAGCUUCUCCCUGCUGCUGUACCAGCAGCCGGUCCGGGGCAGCCCCUUCCGCCUGCGGGCCGUGAAGCCGUCGGACGUGCUGCAGUCCCCCGACGACGUCAAGCGGCGGGUGAAGUCGCCCAGCGGCGGCGGCGGGCACGUGCGGCAGAAGGCGGUGCGGCGGCCGUCCAGCAUGUACAGCACCACCAAGAAGAAGGAGAACCCCAUCGAGGACGAGCUCAUCUACCGCGUGGGAGCUCGAGGGCGGGAUAAAGGAGAGUUCACCAACCUACAAGGCAUCUCCACCUCCAGCAAUGGGCGAAUCAUUGUCGCCGACAGCAACAACCAGUGUAUACAGAUAUUUUCGAACGACGGCCUGUUCAAGAUGAGGUUUGGGGUCAGGGGUCGCUCCCCGGGCCAGCUGCAGCGCCCCACCGGCGUCACGGUGGACAUGAACGGGGACAUCAUCGUGGCCGACUACGACAACCACUGGAUCAGCAUCUUCUCUUCGGAUGGGAAGUUCAAGAGCAAGAUAGGCGUGGGACGUCUGAUGGGACCCAAGGGCGUGGCCGUCGACAAGAACGGGCACAUCAUCACCGUGGACAACAAGGCUUGCUGCGUCUUCAUCUUCCAGGCCAACGGGAAGCUGGUCACCAAGUUCGGGGCCAAGGGAACUUCAGACAGACAGUUCGCAGAAAAAUGCGGUGCAAACAUAGCACCGGAUCAAAAGCUUAGUAAAUCUGGCCCCGUCUUCAGUCCUCACUUUGUAGCAGUGAACAACAAGAAUGAGAUCGUGGUGACGGACUUCCACAACCACUCAGUGAAGGUAUACAACGCGGACGGAGAGUUCCUGUUUAAGUUUGGUUCCCACGGCGAGGGAAACGGCCAGUUCAACGCUCCAACCGGUGUUGCCGUGGACGCCAACGGCAACAUCAUCGUGGCGGACUGGGGAAACAGUCGCAUUCAGGUCUUUGACAGCUCAGGCUCCUUCCUGUCUUACAUCAACACGUCUGCGGACCCCCUGUACGGGCCGCAGGGCCUGGCCCUCACGUCUGACGGUCACGUCGCCGUGGCGGACUCUGGGAACCACUGCUUCAAGGUCUACCGCUACCUACAGUAGGGGCCCCUCACCUCGACCAUCACUAGGGGCCCCUAAGCUCUUCCAUCAUAAGGAGCCCCUUACUGCUAUGAUCAAUAGCCCCCCCCCCCCCCAAAUGAAUACCAUCAAUAGAGGCCCUUACAUUUACCAUUACUAAAGGCCCCUCACAGCCAUCAACAGUAGGGGCCCCUAAUUGCUACCAUCAAUGGAGGCCCUUGCAGAUAUUAACGCUCGGGGCCCCUUGCCGCUAUCUAGAGUAGGGGACCCCUCAAAGUCAACACCCCAUGGAGCCAUUAGAGCUACAAUUGCCAGAGUCCCUUUUCUCCAUAUCCAGUAGGGGGCCCUCAAAGCCACCGUCAGAAGAACGGCCUCACAGCCGUCUACAGGAGGGGCCAUUUAACAAUACCAUCGAAAGACACACACACACACACACACACACACACACACACACACACACACACACACACACACACACACACACACACACACACACACACACACACACACACACACACACACACACACACACACACACACACACACACACACACACACACACCAGAUCCUGUGCUAGCCUCCGGUGUGUGUUGGGUAGGGAGCGAUGGCGGUUUGUCCAGACUCGCAUUGAGCGUGUUCUAAACCUCGUAUUAAGAUCCGAGCCCAGGGGGGUGAAGACCGGCCGUGUAAAGAGUAUAAUGAGCCAUACCUUGUCCAUAUGCAUGACGUUUCGUUUGGCCCCGAAUGCCUGGGCGAGAACACACACACGCGCGCGCGCACACACACACGCGCACAUACUUUGACCCCGCUGGUCUGCUUUUACUAUAAACGUAGUUAGUGCCAUCAGUGGACCGAGCUGCGCUGCGCUUCGCUUUUACCGCAACGGAUCCACUUUGUAUAUGAAAAAUACAUAAUAUAUGAUGAUGAAAACCAACAACAUUACAUCUCGCUCUCCACAAGCCAUCUGUGCAUUGAUUUGCUGUAUGUACUGUGUAUGCAUAAAUGUAUAUUGUGUAUAUUGCUAUCAACUCCGUGUACACACACACACACACACACACACACACACACACACACACACACACACACACACACACACACACACACACACACACACACACACACACACACACACACACACACACACACACACACACACACAAGCGCAGCCUUUUGGAUAGACCACAGCAUUUAAAGACAAGUGUGUAUGGCAGCUGUUCUUAAGUGUGUUUUUUGAGAAAUGUACCCAGCACAUGCUUGCAGAGAAGUAGUGUUUUCAUAUUUAUUGCAAAAUCUAAACAGCACAAUAUUUUUUUGGGAUGUUUACAUUUUUCUUUAUAUUUUUUGGGGGGGAGAAAAAAAAAAAGAAAAAAAAGGGGGGCUAAUUUAAUUUAAUUUUUUACACUAGUUCAGCAUUUACAAAUUUAUUUUUCUAAUUUCAUAUCUUUUUUUUGGGGGGGGAAGCAUCAAACUUUGCGUGGUGUUGAAGCACGAAUAGGUGGAUGAGUUGUAGUUGCCACAGUCCUGUUCUAUUUAGAUCCCUUGGUUGAUGAUGACUUCCUAGGCUAAGCCCGGGGUGGUCCAACCCAUUAUCUGUGAAGCCACCAUUUUUAGAAGCUCCGAUAUCCCCGGAACUGUGUGGCUCAUUAAUUUAGUGCAGAUCUUUCAUACUUAAUUACUUCCACAAAUUGGAAAGACAAACAAUUUAUUUAUUUUCUCUUUACCAUGGUGGUGAAGAAAUUGGCUCUUCAUUGUGUACUGAUCUCAUUGUGGAUUUAUUUUCAAAUUUUGCUUUGUGGUCGAACGUUGUUGAAGAAAAUUUGGGUUGAUCUAAAGUGACCGGUAGACUUGUAGGAGAUGCUUCGCAAUGUAUGUUUGCUUCAUCAUCAGAACCCCUGUAGAUUACAACAGUUCAUCAUUUAUUAGAAGAGAUUAGCCAUCAAAUGCGCCGUCUAAUAUUGAUGGCAUUCAUGUAAAAUGAUGGAUUUCAGAGCUCCACAUUUCAUAAAUAUCUGUUUGCCUGUGUCAACGUGUUGAAUCACACCAUGACUGACGCCACAUGUCCCUCUGUCUCCCUCCGGUGUCUGUUUUGUGUAAUAUCCCUUGAGCGCUGGUGCCACAGCAGUAGAUGGACUAGGUACAUAUGAACCCAAGAGGUUGGUUGAUGGUAUCAACCGACACAACUCCAGUCUCUUAAAGGGCCCCUAUUCUACCACCGAGGGUAAUGAUGAUUAGUCAUUUAAACAACAACCCUAUACCCAACAGCCGACCCAGUGAAUAUUAUCUAACUAGCUAGGUAGAGGCCGAGCUAGCCAUCGCACAUCUGUGUGGACACGUCCAUUUAUGAUGUCACAAAUGGGUUGAUUUUGUAACUGCUUAGUUGCUAAUCAGUAUUACAGGGGCCCUUUGAAGCUGUUGUAACACUGUCUAAGCAGUGUUAUAUAGAGUACUGGCUAGCAUUUUGUACGUACCUAAUCCAUUCUGUGACUUGUUGCCAAACGGAAGCCUCACACACCUUUUUUUUACAGGUGUGCAAUUGGCUACCCAUUAGCCACCAUUAGCCCAACAAUAUUAUCAAGUGUUCUUUUACACUCUUUUAACUUGUGUCACACCGGUCCAAAUGAUUCUGUUUCUCUAUUAAUAUGCACUGGUAAUAAAAGCACAUGGUUUACGGAGA
Gadus morhua (Atlantic cod) is the source of this 5158-nucleotide messenger RNA. Its product is annotated as tripartite motif-containing protein 3. Gene Ontology annotation, biological process: protein polyubiquitination; proteasome-mediated ubiquitin-dependent protein catabolic process. The transcript is spliced from 13 exons. NCBI's taxonomy places the organism in Eukaryota, Metazoa, Chordata, Actinopteri, Gadiformes, Gadidae. The record is from RefSeq and is a predicted model, not a curated record. Bases 187 to 2508 code for a protein of 773 amino acids. Gene Ontology annotation, molecular function: ubiquitin protein ligase activity; zinc ion binding; protein binding.